Lentinula edodes (shiitake mushroom) is the source of this 651-nucleotide messenger RNA. Its product is annotated as Tim17/Tim22/Tim23/Pmp24 family-domain-containing protein. The record is from RefSeq and is a predicted model, not a curated record. Gene Ontology annotation, biological process: protein import into mitochondrial matrix. The transcript has 4 exons. Gene Ontology annotation, molecular function: transmembrane protein transporter activity. The coding region runs from base 1 to 651 and encodes 216 amino acids. Gene Ontology annotation, cellular component: mitochondrial inner membrane; TIM23 mitochondrial import inner membrane translocase complex. NCBI's taxonomy places the organism in Eukaryota, Fungi, Basidiomycota, Agaricomycetes, Agaricales, Omphalotaceae.
AUGUCUGCUGAUAAAAGUGCGUCCAGUCAGGCCUCUUCAUCUAGGGACCCAGCGGAAUACCUUCGAUCUGCCACUUUUUCAAAGUCUGAAGGUGCUCCCGUUUCACCCGAAAAUGCUGUCACAGCUUCAGACCUGCUUUUGGGUUCUUAUGAUCCCGCAAAAUUACACCCUCUCGCCGACCUUGGCGACAAACUGGACUAUCUUCUACUCGAUGAUGACAAGACAAGCGAGCUCCCUGGUUCUGGGACUGCAAUUCCUUCUCGGGGCUGGAGUGAUGAUUUAUGUUAUGGCACUGGAACCAUGUAUCUCAGUGGCCUUGCUGUUGGCGGUGCAUGGGGAUUGCGCGAGGGCGCAAGAAGGCCAUUGGCUGUAUCAAAUAGCAGGUUACGGAUCAACAGCGUUUUGAACUCGGUGACUCGAAGAGGCACAUUUAUAGGAAAUUCAGCAGGUGUCCUCGCUCUCGUGUAUAACGGAGUGAAUUCGUCGAUAGACGCCGCACGAGGAAAACACGACAUUCUUGGAAGCGUUUCCGCAGGGGCAAUUACGGGAGUACUCUACAAGUCAACAGCCGGAGUUAAACCUGCUCUCUCUGCGGCUAUAUUCAUGUCUGGAAUGGCGGGUUUCUGGAGCUAUGUGAAAAAAAUCAUUUGA